AUGAAGCAGCAUUACCCCCCUUCUACCUGCUCUAAGCUUGAGUACGUGACUAAUCAUAUAGUGCUCCCGCCUCGCCUGCCAGGAAAGGAGGAAGUCUGCGAGGAUGAUGUCCGAUGCGAGCUUCUAGAAUUUCUUCAGACCGCGUCUAUUACCCUCAAAGCAGAUUCCGAUACAGAGAUCAGUACCGUUGGACGUUCUAUUCUCAAUGUUCUCGAGAUUUGCAAAGCCACCAAUCUGCGUGGAAAAUUGGACAAAUCCACGCUCCUGCAUCAGUUCCAAACAAUCCAGCCAAAUAUUCCUAUAAUUCUUCACGUGAAAGAGCAAAAUGCUGGGCUACUUAUAUGGAAGAAUGAACGGGAUGGCGAGGAGACAGUCACCUUUGAAGCUUUUGAGGCGUCACCCGUGUCUGAAAAAGUACUCUCUGCGGAAGGCCCACUCCAAUGGGAUUUCCCAGGCGAAACUGUUGUUAUUCCCAAUACCAUGUUCACCCAACCCUCAUUCCAGGAGUCGUUGUCCAAUUUCCUAGAAAGUGCGAGCACAGAAUCAAUAAAGAGAUUCGCUGCCGGUGUUUUGAAAGGUGGCUCAGUCGCAUUCGAGAACCGUGAUACUACAGAUCCUGCUUUAAUCACGCAGAUGCUAAUGACUUUGCUGGAAGCAAAUGGAUCUCGAGCAUUCCCUCCACUACUAAGGAAACGUGUCCGUGAUGAAGUUUCGUGGGCUCCCGGAGGUGGCAAACCAUGGAGGAGACUACCAUUUUGGCUGGUUCUCAGAGUGGGAAUUGAACGACAUCUCUAUAUGCAAUUUGGUGCCACGAAAGGACGAGCAUACUAUAAGUUCCUUCUUUGCCUCAUGUUCUCGGCCAUUCUAGGUUCUGGAACCGACUCACUCUCGCCAGACCGAAUUUCACUGCUUACCGCCAAGCUAGCAAGACGUUUAGCAAAACUGGAGGUCGAUCGUGAGAAAGCGCUCCAUAACGACAGAGUGACAUAUAAUCGAUUGUUUGACAGAUUUGAGCUUUUCUUCCAGACCUCUAUCAGUAACGCUAGAAACCAUGUCGCUGAUAUCUGGAAUACAUUCAAAAGAAGCAUUCAACGCAAGAUUCCACGGCUUCCACUCCAUGCAGAUGAAAAUUCGCAAUAUCUUUCUCUAACAAAUAGCCAGAAAGAGAUUGAAAAUGUGUUGUCGCAAUACAGAAUAGAUCGCUCAUGGACUUCAAAUAACCCAUCGGUAAAAGACUUCACUCCUAAACGUUCGAACGCUUUCAAAAAGUUUGCCAACAAUUAUAAUUCCCUUUCAGAACGAGAGAGAGUAUCUGAUGAAGCCUUAAAAUUUCCGGACAACUCCGCAGAAGAAACCUGCAUUGAGCUGGCAGUCAUGAUCUGGAACUAUUAUAACGAGGCUAAACCGGCAUAUAACGGCAAUCCUGAGCAGAAGAGCAUCAUGAUAUUACAUAUGAUGGUACUAUGGGUGGAACUUGAUAAAUUUGCCACCAAACUUUACCCUUUGCUGCUCGAUUAUCACCCUGGGAUUUCAUCGGGCCUUCUUGAUGUGCUGCAGUUAUCAAGCCUUAAAGAUUCAAUUCGUCUGAAUGCUGUGCAGGAGUACAUAGAGACCCGAUGUACGCGGAGCCUGUCUCGAAGGACAAUUUUUGAUGAUCCAACCGCAGGAUGUUUUGCCGAAAGAUAUUUUGAUUUAUCAGAAGAUUCCUUGAGGCUUCAAAACCUCCGCUCAAAGAUUGAAUCCCAAGCGCAAAAUAAUUAUGACAGAAAAGUACAGGAGUGGCAACAAAAAAGUGAGAUAUUCGAGGCUCUGCAGAAGAAAAUUGCACUAUCAUCCUGCACAUAUAUUAACAAUCGGCAUGGAGGGGUAGACCAUGACAAAAAUUGUGAAAAGUGCGACAACCAACAUCGUGCCAACCGCAUGACUAUCCAAAUCCAUGAACACCCGCUUCCAGAAAAUCCAGUCCAUGCUAAGGCGGUGCUGUUUGAGCUACAGUGUCCAGAGCCAUUCAAGUCCUAUCGUAACGCAACCUGGCUGCUAUUUGGUAUCGUGGCAUGCCCUCACGAACAACCCCCAGCGUAUCCAAGGUUAUUGGUAUCAGAGUAUCGGGAGCUUAGUAAAUUUGUUACUGGAAGCUCAGUGGGAAUUGUGCUAGCAUCGACCACAAAAUCUUUGCUAUCUACCCAUUACAGAGGAGUUUACUUCCCAGUAAGGCUGGAAGACAUAUGCUUCGACAAUAAUCUAAGGGUUAGAUACUAUGACACCACCAAUAACAUCUUUCCUAACAGGCAAAGCCAUGUUUCAAGCUUUUCCCACCAUCUUCAGAUGCCCAACCUGACGAACUCACCAUUCUCAUCCAUAACACCUCCAGGCAGUUUGUCUGGCUCCUCGUCCUAUGAGAUUUUAGCCAGUCAGUCUUCCUGUCCGCCGGGACUGAAUGCCCACGAAUUCAUGGCGUACAAGUCUCUGUUCUCUGGCGUGGUCAGACGUUGGCCUACAAUCCUUAUUGAACUUGGUUCCUCAAACUUGAACUUCAGCACUAAAGGCCCUUGUACGUUGAUUUGUCAACUUGCAAUACAGGCAGGGCCGAGAGAUACGAAUGAUAUCUUUCGAGUGGUACACAAGAUCUUCCGUGAUGAGACUUUCUGUAACCGACUAAUCAAAUUACUCGAAGAAAGACUAAUUGGGAUUGCAUUAAACUGGCGCGAGACCGAUUGCAUGGAGAUGUUGAUCACGUUGAUACUUCGGCUAUGUGCCUUAUCUCCACUGAGAAUCCUUGACAAGGCAAUCACCUUACUGAAAAAGAUUCAAGAAACCCUUUGA
This is a messenger RNA of Trichophyton rubrum CBS 118892, 2823 nucleotides long. RefSeq lists its product as uncharacterized. The transcript is spliced from 2 exons. NCBI's taxonomy places the organism in Eukaryota, Fungi, Ascomycota, Eurotiomycetes, Onygenales, Arthrodermataceae. The record is from RefSeq and is a predicted model, not a curated record. The coding region runs from base 1 to 2823 and encodes 940 amino acids.